GUGCGGCAGCUGCUGAUCGUGUGUUAUGCGCGCCGGGCUGGUGGCCUUCACUCGCACAAACUUCUGGCUGAGUCUUUGAAUGACUCAUUGGAUGGCCAGAGAGUAGAAAAACAAGUGACACUGAAAAAUCAUUCCACACAUUAUUUAUGAUACACAGUAGUCGACGGUAAUAUGUAAAUUUCAUUCUAAAAAUUUAUUUGAAGUCUGAUUGAAAAAAAAAAAGUUGUUUGACCAUUUAUCUACGCCAAGAAGUAUUCAUCAAACAGAAUGAGAGUGAAAGGGAACGUGGGCGUGGCCGCCUCCCUGCUGCUAUGCGUUGCCGGCCUGUUGCAUCCCGCACCCGUGGACGGCGGGAAGGAGGAGGAGAUACUGAAGGCGCUGGACGAGGCUGCCGCGGAGGGUUCCUGGGGCUACGUACCCUUGAGCGGCCCUUACAUCGACAUCAAGCACUCGGGAAACAUCACGGCGCGCCUGGGCUCCACGGCCAUCCUCAACUGUCGCAUUCUCUACAUGGUUGGCAAGCCGGUUUCUUGGAUGCGGAGUCGCGACCUUCACCUGCUGACGGUGGGCCGCUUUACCUACACAAGCGACGAGCGGUUCAAGGCGGUGCACCAGGCCGGCUCGCAAGAUUGGCUCCUCAAAAUCUUCUACGUGCAGCUCCGCGACGCCGGCCAGUACGAGUGCCAGGUGGGGACGACGCCCCCCAUGACACACAGCGUCUGGCUCUCCAUCAUGGAGCCGCAGACGGUGGUGCUCGGCGGGCCGGAUCUCUACAUCAACGCGGGCUCGGCCAUCAACCUGACCUGCCUUGUCAAGCACAGCCCCAAGCCCACGCCCUACAUAUUCUGGUACCAUGAUGACGUGAUGCUGAACCCUGACUCCGGACCCGACGUCAGCGUGACAGUGUCCUCAGAAAAUGACCACGACACUGUCUCGCGGCUGAUCAUCCGGUCGGCGGCGCCUCGGAAUUCAGGGCAAUACAAGUGCAUGCCGGCCACCGCCCCGCCGCACUCCAUCACUGUCCACGUCAUCAACAGUGACAAGCCGGCAGCCAUCCACCACAAAAACACAACAUCUAACUCCUCGUCCGGGAGCGGCCCCGCCCACCUGCCGCCGGUGCCCCUGCAGGUGUUUUUGGUAGGUCUUCUUCCCCUGGCAGUGGCCGGCGGAGGCGGCGACUUGGGAAGAAUCAUCAGUAGAACGGUGGGCUGGUGGCGGGCGUGGGGCUGCACGUGGCUGGCUGCUAGUUGCUGGCGGUGGUGGGACGGCCAUGCCGCCUCGACUUUCCCGAGGAGCACCAGAGUGAGAUAGGACCCAACACAAAGGAAAUAAGUUCUACGGUGGCUCGAGGUGUCUUGUGUUGUCUUACAGUUAGUGCAACUCUAUAGCUUCUUGUGAUGGACAUCUGUUGAACAAGCCAAGAAUCUGGGAUUCUGCCUUAAGUAAGCAACCAAGAAACUAUCACUCAGAGAUACAAGCCGGGAUGACCCGCUCAUUAUGAAGGGUGGAAAAAUGGUGCACAUCUCCAAUUGCCCUACCUCUUCUCUUUUUUCACACUUAGUAACUCAUCUCUCCCUCUUAACCGUAUCCUCCUCUCCUGACUAAUCAUCUCUCCCUCGCCAACAAGUGAAAUCGAGAUCUGUGUUGACGGAAUUAUGUAAAAAGCUCAAAUUUGUGGAUUUCAUUUUGUAAUCCACUUCAUCAUAACUGUCUAGGCUUUGAAUUAUUUUACCUUUAAUUUGGUAACAGUAGGCAAUGAGCGCUUUGAGGGUGUGUCUUCCUAAAAAUAUACACCGUGACAGUAAAUCCAAAGACCUUGAACUUUAUUACCUUAAUUACUGCUUUAAUUUGUUUAUCUACUUUGAGGAAGGUAUAUAGUGCUAACCUCAACGCCUGUACAGAAUACAAGAUCAAGACAGUCCUUGACGGCCACACAGGCCGCGGUCACAGUCAUGAUCAUGACUCCAGGCGCCCUCCCGACAUUAGAUCGCGCUGCAAAUUUUGGAAUGUCGCGCUGCCAGACGUACGUAACGACCAUCGUAAGUACAUCCCCUUGAGUGCCGACCAUAGCCGAUGUCGAAACGACGUUGUUACGACGUUGCUGAGAUGGACAUCCGACGGCCGUAAUUUAUUCGCAACGGGUGACAGAUGUCGGGGAGGGCCCCGACUGUUUUGAAAUUUCCAAACUGUCGGCGUACGGCCGACGGUGGGAGAAGCCAGCUACCUGGCAGGACCGCCGGGUAGACAUGAUCGAGACUGUGGGACUGGGGCCUAAUGGGGAUGGAGUGACGCGCCCCAAGUGUCAACCGAAGGUCGCAGUUGGAGUCAUGCCGUCUAGUGAAACCUCAACACCAGUAAUAAGGUGAACCAUUGCCCACAGUAAAAAUGGUCACCUUCAUCUCACUCUUGGUGUAAUAAGUAAGGCGACAGGAAACCAGUGACGCUGUGCUGCUUGCCUUGCACGCGAGGCAACACGCCUCGGCACAGCCUGUCCGGCGGGACUCGCCUUCAGUUGUAACGAGCCGCCGUACAGCACGCGCCUGGCGGCGGCUGACACGAUGCGCAGUGCCAGGGUCUGUCUGAUGCUCUCAAGGCAAAACUGUUUUCGCGCCUUUACUGAUUAAGAGAAAUGAUAAGUGUUUUAUGUACCACAUGAAGUAACAAAAAACAACACAGCGUAAAGCUGGUGAAUUCGUAAACUAUGAGCACAAACACACACACACACACACA
Messenger RNA from Eriocheir sinensis (Chinese mitten crab), 2730 nucleotides. RefSeq names its product hemicentin-1-like. NCBI's taxonomy places the organism in Eukaryota, Metazoa, Arthropoda, Malacostraca, Decapoda, Varunidae. Gene Ontology annotation, biological process: synapse organization. The record is from RefSeq and is a predicted model, not a curated record. Gene Ontology annotation, cellular component: neuron projection membrane. The transcript has 7 exons. The coding region runs from base 268 to 1311 and encodes 347 amino acids.